AACGAUUAUACCUUCAAAAAGCACCCUAAAGAGGCCCCCCAGCGCCUCCUGCAGGCCGUCACUGUCGGCCGGCACACAGCCAAGCCAAGUAUCCGACAGGCAGCCGGACCGCUCUCGCAGUGAAGAGUGAUAUCGAUCACCUAUCCAAAUCCAAAAUAUUCGAUUGAGUUCCGAAUCGCAUAAACCUAAACAGUACAUGUAGAGUCUAGUGAAAAUGGGAGAUGCUAUUAUUUCAGUAGUGGUGGAGAGAGUCGCAACUAUAUUAAAUCAGAUUCGGUGUGAAGUCAAUUUGAUCAGAGGCGUUGAGAAGGAGCUUUCCGAUCUUUCCGACAAGCUUAAGACAAUCACAGACGUGUUAGAUGAUGCAGCAAAGAGAGGAGUGAACGAUCAUAGCAUCAAAAGUUGGUUGAAGAAACUCGAAAACACGGCUUAUGAGAUGGACGACAUUUUGGAUGAAUGGAACUACUCUCUUCUCAAAUAUAAGAUGGGAGCUUCUGAUGAGCCUGAGCCUCAACCUGAGCAAAAGACAGGAUGCUCCUUCAUCCCAUCUCCAUCUUUAUAUUUUAAGAAACUUUCUGAUCGUCAUAGCACUGCCAAUAAAAUUGAUAAUGUGAAAGCCAAGCUUGCUCAAAUUUUAAAGGAGAUGGAUAACUUCAAAUUUGUGAUGAUGCAUAAUGGUGGUCUAGCCAACUCUGAGCCUGCAACUAAUCCCGAGUCCAAACCCUGGCGAGAACAAUCCACACAUGUGAUUGACUUGACGAAAGUUUAUGGGUUGGACAUACACAGCAAAGAGAAUGACAUAGUGAGCAAACUGAUGCGAACCGAUGGUGAUACCCAAAUUCUAUCUAUAGUUGGGACCGGGGGAAUUGGGAAAACAACUCUGGCAAAAGUUGUUUAUAAUGAUACUCGAGUGCAGGGUUGUCAUGCGUUAAGAAUAUGGAUUUCUGUUUCUAAUCACUUUGAUAUGGCUGGGAUUGCCAAAGGAAUUUUAGACAGUGUGGGAACCCCGAUUCCUCCAAAUACGAACCAGUUGGCGCUGAUAUUACAAAAACUACAAGAAUCCGUAUCGGGACAAAAGUUUCUUCUUGUCCUUGAUGAUGUUUGGACAGAAGACGAAAGCAAAUGGAACGACCUAAAAAUUAGUCUCCAAUGUGCAACAGGUAGUACAAUUCUCGUGACAACAAGAAAUGAAAUGGUAGCUAAGAUGAUGGGUACAUUGAACGAAAAUAUGUAUCGCCCAAAUAUUCUCAGUAAAAACGAAUGUUGGUCAUUAUUGUGUGACACAUCUCUUCCAAAAAAGAGUGAGGAGGAACGUAAAGAAUUUGUGGAGACUGGGGAGAAAAUAGCUAUCAAGUGCAAGGGAUUGCCUCUUGCUGCAGUUGUUUUGGGAAGACUUUUGCAGUUCAAAGAUCUGGAAGGGUGGGAACAUGUAGAGAAGAGUGAAAUAUGGCAAUUGGAAAAUGCGCAAGUAGAUAUUUUUUCGCAUUUGGUUUUAAGCUACAACGAUUUGUCCCCAACUCUUAAGCGUUGUUUUUCAUAUUGUGCUGUCUAUCCUAAAGGUCACCGAAUUCAUGUUGAGAGUUUGAUAGAAGAAUGGAUGGCACUAGGUUAUCUGGGUCCUGUUAGUGCCAACAGUGGAGUGGAAUUGAAAGGUCGAGAGUACUUGAACAGUUUAGCGAUGCGUUCUUUGUUUCAAGACAUUGAGGAAAGUAAGUCAGGCGAGCAGAUAGAAUGGUGUAAAAUGCAUGAUAUUAUACAUGAUUUUGCUCUAUUUAUUAGGAAGAAUGAUGAUGGGGCAAGUACUAGUAGUUGUCAAGUUUGUGAUUCUUUACUGGUGUCCCAUGUCCACGAAUAUCGGUGUCUAUCUUGGGACCACAAACUUCCUGUUAAUGAGAGCGAGAGAAGCUUUCAUUUUUGUGAUUGUUUGAAAAGUCUUAGGGUGUUAAGAUUUAAGAGAGGACCUCUUCCAGUGGGAAUGAAAAUGCUGAUUCACUUGAGAUGUUUGGAUUUUAGUGAUAUUGCAUUGUCAAAGGAUGACCUCAAAAUCAUAUGCAGACUUUAUUUCUUGCAGACGCUUCUCUUGUCAUUGUGCAGCAUAACAGAGGUUCCACAUGAAAUUGGGAAUUUGGUGCAUUUAAGACGACUUGCCUUGAGUUACAAUUACAAAUUAAAGGAGUUACCAGAGAGCAUACGUAAUUUGGUUGAAUUACGAUCUCUUUCGAUAGCAUACUGCUUGCUAAAAAAGAUUCCCGGAGGAAUUGGGAAUUUAGUUCAAUUAAGACAACUUGACUUGAGUUACAAUAUCGAAUUGCAGGAGUUACCAAUGAGCAUAUAUAAUUUGGUUGAGUUACGAUCUCUUUCCUUAUCACACUGCUUUCUAACAUAUAUUCCAGGACAAAUUGGGAAUUUGGUUCAAUUAAGACAACUUGACUUGAGUUGGAAUAAAGAAUUGAAGUAUUUACCAGAAAGCAUUGGUUAUUUGGUUCAGCUGCAAAUGUUGAAUAUUGAACGCACUGAUAUCUAUUGUUUGCCUCAAGCGAUAUGUCGGUUAAGAUAUCUUCGUACACUGGAACUGUGUGUAAUCAAAGUGGGACGUCAAGUGGGACGUCAAUACAACGAGUUGUUAUUUCUGCAUUACUUAUACGGUCUUCCUAUUGAAUCUCUAGAACUGGAGAUCCACUUGAGUAGUAAGAGAGAAAUGGAGGAAUUGGUUAUGGAUGCUAGACAUGCAGAAUUACUGAAAUACCUUCAAGAACUCAAAAGACUCAGCAUAUCUUUCAAGGGUCGGAUGAAUGAAAAUGAUCGGAUAGAAUCAUCAUCAAUGUGGAUGGAGCUACUAAAAGCUCUGAAGCCCCAUCGCGAAUUGAAGGCACUGAAAAUCGAUGGAUAUAGAGGCGCCAGGCUUCUGUCUUGGAUGUCAUCGCCCUUCAACCUUAUAGAAGAGAUUGACCUUACUUAUUUGAGUGAGGUGUCAUCAUUGCCGGCUAUGGGGAAACUACCUUGCUUGGAAAUUCUCAGUAUCGAAUGUGCGGAGCAAUUGAAGUUGGUUGAAAGGGAGUUUUUAGGAAUAGGAUCUUCAUCUGCCUCACGUAUUGUUGCUGCAUUUCCUAAACUCAGGAAACUGAAAUUUUCAAAGUGCAACAGAUUGGAGCACUGGGAGGACAUAACGGUGGAAGAAGAAGAAUCUGCGGCCAUCUCCCUCAUGCCAUGUCUCACAGAGUUGGCUAUCACACAUUGUGAGAGUUUGAAGAAGCUGCCACAUCACCUCUUGCGUAAGACCUCCUUGUCUUUGCGGUUGUUGAUUAUUUAUGGCUCACCAGAGCUAGUAAAAACAUACGGAGAGGACAAGGAAGGUUCAACUUGGAGAUCCAUAUCCCAACAUAAUCCCCAACUUGUACUUCGUAAGUAGUUGUUCUAAUGCAAAUUUAUGUUUUUUCUUGCUUCCAAGUUUGUUUUGCUUUUGCUGAGAUUGUAUUGAUGUUGUGACAUGUAAUUUUUUUUUCUUUAACUACAAAUUUUUAUUAGACGGAUACUCUUUUUCCUUCGUGGUGUUUUUCCCACUGGGUUUUUUCGCCAUGAAGGUUUUAAUGAGGUCCGGCCUUGAGUGAACAUUCUGUGUUCUCCAAGGUUUAGGUUUUGUUUUUUUAUUGCAUAUUCAUUUUGCUUCUC
Salvia hispanica is the source of this 3669-nucleotide messenger RNA. Lineage: Eukaryota; Viridiplantae; Streptophyta; Magnoliopsida; Lamiales; Lamiaceae. The record is from RefSeq and is a predicted model, not a curated record.